GGGUUCCCGCCACUGCUGCUGGCGGGUUUGCCCGGCAAAAUUUCUCGCUGGUUAGCCUUCUUUUCCCUCCCGCACUUUGGUGGGGAGGGGGUGGAUCCUCGUGGCAGUACCCAAGUCCACGAUGACCUGAGAGAACCCGAGGAAGUUGUCGCUGCGGCCCUGUCCCCCAGCGCCUCCACCUGCUGGCCUCGGAGGGGAAGGAGCACCGAGGCCGUGAUUGCGACGCAAACAUCAAAUCAGACGCAAACAGAUUCAUUAUCUCCAUCCCCUAAUCCUGUGUCACCUGUGCCUUUGAAUAACCCAACAAGUGCCCCAAGAUAUGGAACUGUGAUCCCUAAUCGCAUCUUUGUAGGAGGAAUUGACUUUAAGACAAAUGAAAAUGAUUUAAGAAAAUUUUUUUCCCAGUAUGGAUCUGUAAAAGAAGUAAAGAUUGUAAAUGACAGAGCUGGAGUGUCCAAAGGGUAUGGUUUUGUCACUUUUGAAACACAAGAAGAUGCACAAAAAAUUUUACAAGAGGCUGAAAAACUUAAUUAUAAAGAUAAGAAACUGAAUAUUGGACCAGCAAUAAGAAAACAACAAGUAGGGAUCCCUCGUUCUAGUGUAAUGCCAGCUGCUGGAACAAUGUAUCUAACAACUUCAACUGGAUAUCCUUACACUUACCAUAAUGGUGUUGCAUAUUUUCAUACUCCAGAGGUAACUUCUGUCCCACCACCUUGGCCUUCACGUUCUAUAUCUAGUUCUCCUGUGAUGGUAGCUCAGCCAGUUUAUCAGCAACCUGCAUAUCACUACCAGGCCCCAGCACAGUGUCUACCAGGACAGUGGCAGUGGGGUGUUCCUCAGUCUCCUGCCUCUUCUACUCCAUUCUUAUACCUCCAACCUUCUGAAGUUAUUUAUCAACCAGUAGAAAUUGCACAAGAUGGUGGAUGUGUUCCUCCUCCACUCUCUCUCAUGGAAGCUUCAGUUCCAGAGCCUUAUUCUGAUCAUGGAGUUCAAGCAACAUAUCACCAGAUUUAUGCUCCAAGUGCCAUUGCUAUGCCUGCGCCUGUGAUGCAGCCUGAACCAAUUAAAACAGUGUGGAGCAUUCAUUAUUAAGACAAUUGGGCAGCUCUAGUCCAGCUCAACUGAUUUCUUGUCCAAUGAUCCUUGUGUGACCAAGAUCCAACUUCAAGGAACCGGCUAGAAGCUGCCCGUUGUGAAACUUAGGGAACCAAGGUUACAUUCUGUGAGAAGAAGCUUUUCUCAACCUUCAUCUGUAGGUUUGAAACCUCGAUAUUCUCGAAGCCCACACUUUCAUCCUAGAAAAGAUUUCAGAGCAGAGGAUUCAAUUAUUACUCCACCUUCCUCUACUGAUUCUGUUAAGUAGAAUCUUGAAUAACUAUUUUGUCCAACAGUAGUAAAUAACUAGCCCCAUAUGUGGUCUACUAACAAAUGAGGAUUUGAGAUGUGCUAAAGUUAAAAAUGUUUUUGCUUUUUUAAGGGAAUUAAAGAAAUCUUAGUAGCCAGAAUAUUGGAGAUGCAGGAUUAAAUCAUGGUUUCCUUUAUUAAUUUAUAUACUUAACUAAUGUAGGUUUGUAACCUAUACCAAAUAUAAGAAAAUUUAUAAGACAACAAAUAUCUUGAUUAAAGUUUGGAAAAUUUUGUCAUCAUCUGGCUAUUUUACCAACAUGAUAAUCUCAUAUACUUUACUGUUUGGAUUUUUCAAUUUUAUUCCAGGUGUUUCAUAUUUGUAGACAUAGCCAUGACAUAUACAGAAAAUCUUAGCAACAGACCAUUUGUUGUAACAUAGUAAAAUUUUUAAAAACACUCUCUCUUUAGGGAGAUAAAAUGUAGUAGAUUCUAGCUUCCACAUUAUUUUGGUUUCACUGUAUUUAGAUUUGUGUAUAGUUUAACUAUAUUAAACGGUUUUGAUAAAACAUUUGAAACUCUAGAUUUAUAUUGGAAAUUUUGAGACAUAAACACAUCAAAAUUAUAAUCUAUGUAUUAUAAAAUAUCCAGAAAUCUGUUAUAUUGUGACCAUUUGUUUCAUACCAAUUUCUACAGCCAAAGUUGACACUAUUCUAUACUUAAAGAUUAUCUUCCUAUUUCUGGCCCUAUUUUGUCAUUUACCCAGGAAAUAUAAGGGUUUUUGUAGCAUCUUAGCAAGUAUAAGCAUCACUAUGUAUAUCAUGUCAGAUUUGAUAUCUAUUUUUUAAACACAGUGACACUAUCAAUAGUCCUUUUUAUCUUUCAUUCAGAUCUUAGUUGGUGAGAUUUCUAGAGUUUUAAAACAUUAACCUUAACCAAAUAAAACUUACCCAUAUUUCACUUUCAAAUCCAAAGAAGCUAUGAUUGCCUUUUUUUACAGAAUUUUUACAGAUUAAAACCAGCCACACCAACUUUUCUGUAAAUGCUUCCUGUUUGCCCUAUAUCCCAACUUUCUUCUAUAAAAACAUGAUAAUCCUUUUGUAGAAGACUAGAUUAUUAAUAAAACAAUAAAAAUAAGUCAUAGAAAUAAGCAGUAUUUAAAUUGUAUGGAAAUUGAUUCUAGAACUUAGUGAAAUUUGAUUGCAUAGUACAAGAAUUUCAAUAUUUUUAUUUCUUGUCUACACCAAGUUAAAUUAAAGUUUGGAAAAUUUUGUCGUCAUCUGGCUAUCUUACCAACAUGACAAUCUCAUAUACAACUUUACUGUUUGGAUUUUUCAAUUUUAUUCCAGGUGUUUCAUAUUUGUAGACAUAGCUAACCCUUGCUUACAAACUCUCUUAUAGUAUCAGGAAGGUGAUAAUCCAAUAAUAAUUUGGAGUGAUUAUUUCAUCCUGCCUCAAAAAGAAUAAUGGGUGUGUGUAUAUAUAUAUUGGUUAUAUUAUCCUAAUAUUUCUGAGCUAAAAUAUUUAGGUCAAGUAAUAAAAUGUAAUGCCUAAUUAUAUUAAAGAAUAUUCAGGUACAUCCUAAGGCUACUCCCUCAAUUUAAGAAAAUUUCAUUUUGCUGCAGUUACUUUGAAAGUAACAUACUGUGUGUUAAGACCCAGUAUUCUGUUACUAAAGCACUGGUCAAAAUAUCAUGAAACAAUCUAUUUAAUUCUCAGCUUUUCUGGCAUUUUUAUGCAUACAAUUUAAUCCUAUAUUUAUUAUUCCCACUUAUUCAGCAUAUAUCAGGCAUUUUUGUUCUAAAACUUUUGUAAAUUUCAAGAGUCUGAGAGUUUACUUUGCUUCCAAAAAGGGUUUUCAUUAGCUAAUUUGUUUUAGGUAAUUGUGUUUUUUACCCAAAGGAAUUGUUACUUCCAUACUACUUUCACUAAAUUCUGUGAAGCUUACAUUUCUCUGUCUAGAUUAUAAAAUAUCGAACAGAGGUAAUAUGAAAAUAUAUUAAUAUAACUUCCCCUAAAACUACUGAUUAAAUUGUGAAACCUUUUUCUUAUUUUAUAGAUAAUGUAACAUAUUCAUGAUAACAAAAACAACUGCUUUAAUAACUAUAAAAGAUCAAUGUUUUGGCUUUUAAUUAUUGAGGUCCUUUUUAUAAGUCAUGAUAUAAAAAUGAACAAAGAAAUGGAGACUAAAACCUCAUUCUUAGCCUCAGAUAGUUCUGAAACAACCAGUUUAUAAAAGACAGUAUAUAAAGGAAAUGUUUAAUUAAUAUUAAAAAGUAUUACCUAAAAAAGUAUCUUUUUUCCUUUGGUGUUUUGGGAAAAAAAAUCUAAAGAAUAAUUUAAAGUGUUCAUUAAUCAUUUGAGUGGUUUAGUACUUACAAUAUGUUUCUUGCUAAUCAUAUUAGGAUCUUUGUUUUUAACAUGUCUAACUUUGGUACCAAAGCAAAGAAUGCUAUACGAUGUCUACUUAUAUAACAUAUAUUUAGCAACAUGUAAAAGAAAAUUUCCUAAAUCCUUAUUAGUAUCUGACCAUUAUGCAAAAUUUUUAAGAUACUAAUAAUACAUGUAAAUUUUUUCUUCGAUAUGUAAAUACCCGAUACUGUCUAGCAAAGUUAACCUCAGUAAUAUUUUACACAAGCUCCAUCCAACAGUUUAUGAAAAUAGCUUUCAAUUAAAAUAACAUAGUAAAUCUCUUUGUCUAAGUAAACUCAGCAACAGUCCUGUGUACCAAAGAAAUAUUUAUGUCUGUGCCCUGCUUAUGUUAUAAUCUUCUGAAAAUUUGCUUACUGUUCAGACUUACACAUAUUUAUAUAUUGAAUAAUUAAACAUCUACCUCAACAAACUUAUGGAUGAUGGGUUUUGAUAACUUGGUUUAACUUGGCUAGCCCCAUUCUCAUUAUUCUCAAUGUUAAAUAAUAAGUCUCCACUAUUUUUCCAUCUGAAAUCACGUUGAUUUCCUAAUUUUUACAUUUAGCUAUAUAAUUAUACAUUUACUAGUUUUUAUGCCACAGAUCUGAUAGCUCCACCUUUAGAUAAUCUCCUUGGAUUAUGGAAAAAGGAAGUUCUCCUUAAGCUAGAAAACUAAUAUUAUGACAUCAGUUACAUCCAAAAAUAUUUUACUUAAAAUUGAAUAUGAAUCAACUCCUUUCUGGAGACUGAUUUAAUAUGAACAAUAUUAAAUAAGAAAAAUCUUCCUAUUUUAAGGAUUAGGUAACCAUUACCAUUUUAUACUAGGUUAGACAAUACCAUAAUGAAUGUUAAAAAUACUUCCUUUAUUCCAAGCAAAAAAUACUUCUUCCAACUCUGAAAUGGCAUGAAAAUCCAACCAUCAGCUUUCAUACAAUUAACCAUACAUAUUUUUAAUAAUUAAUUUCAUGUUAGUACUUACAAUCUUCUUUUAUAACACUAAAAUAGGCUUUUUACACAUUGUAAUUUUAAUUACAUCCCAUGUAAUGAGUUAAAAACAAAACAGAACUUAGUACUAAAAAGUUCUGUAUCUCAUUUAAAAUAUUAGAAGUUUCUAAAAAAUAAGUUUUAUAGAAAUUUAAAUAUAAAGAGUUAAUACACUAAUUUCAAUUUACCAGGAUUGAAGGUUCUUUACUCUAUAAAAGCCUUUAUAAAAAUUUCUUUAAUUGACUUCUAAAAAUUUCUAAAAUAUGUUAUAUAGGACCAUUUUUAUGAUGUAUCAGUCUGAUACUGCAACAAGUCAUAACUUACUCUGCAUAAAGAAACUGAAAAGUAUCCAUCCUGUCUCACUAACUAUAGGACUUUGUUGCCUGCAUUUAAACAGAAUCCUGAAGAAACUUUAAACAUAGAAUUAAAAUUAAGGGGUUUUUUUUGGCCUUCCUACCUAACCAGGAUUUUAAUACCUUACAUAUAUUUUUAAAGUACAUUUUACAUAAUAACUAAGAGACCUACAUAAAAAUAGAUGCAUUACAUUUCUUCAAGGUACAACUCAUGCCAACAAAAUAACUACAUUUAAUAAAAUAAUGUGAAACUUAACACUAAGUAUUCUUUAUGCAAUUCAUAAUAAAGUCUCUAGUUUGAGGGGCUAAGAAAAUGUCUCAACUAUGAUACAAGGUAUAAUUUAUCAGAAAUUAUCUAAUAUGUGGUAUUUUAGCCAAUAAAGGUAUAUUUGCUUUGGUAAUAACUGCAGUCAAAGGGCAUUUAAUCUGGUUUCUGCAAGCUUGUUAGGAAAGAUAUUGUAAGAAUACAGUAAUGUUCAGUAAAGUCAUAGAACUUAAAUUGUUAGUAAUUAAGUUCAUUUGUAUUAAAACUGUAUGUAUGAAAUGGAAAAGUUUUAGUGUUUGGCCUUUAAUAAACUUCUUUGGCUUUGUUACUAUAAUAGUCAAUUCAAAUAAACUUGAUUAUUAUUUUCA
This is a messenger RNA of Ictidomys tridecemlineatus (thirteen-lined ground squirrel), 5723 nucleotides long. The record is from RefSeq and is a predicted model, not a curated record. NCBI's taxonomy places the organism in Eukaryota, Metazoa, Chordata, Mammalia, Rodentia, Sciuridae.